This is a messenger RNA of Penicillium daleae, 258 nucleotides long. RefSeq lists its product as uncharacterized. The transcript has 2 exons. The coding region runs from base 1 to 258 and encodes 85 amino acids. Lineage: Eukaryota; Fungi; Ascomycota; Eurotiomycetes; Eurotiales; Aspergillaceae. The record is from RefSeq and is a predicted model, not a curated record.
AUGUCUGACAAACAAACUUCCCAAGACCCUGUCCAGCAGCACGAAGGCUUCUUCGAGAGAAUCCUUCAUCACCACCACCAGAAUCAGGAGGCCCAAUAUCAGAAGGACUCCGAUCAGGACAAGACUGACAAAGAUGAACACCACCAUGAUGAACAUGACAAAAAGAAGGAAGAGAGUGAGUUGGACAAGAUGAAGGAUUACCUCCAUGAAGACGAAGAGCUCGAGGCUGAGGGAAGAACCUACGGAGGCUUGAUGUAA